Symbiodinium sp. CCMP2592 is the source of this 5952-nucleotide messenger RNA. NCBI's taxonomy places the organism in Eukaryota, Dinophyceae, Suessiales, Symbiodiniaceae. The record is from the annotation of a GenBank genome assembly.
AUGGCCGCUGGAACUAUGAAUCGGGAGGAGAUCGCUCAGCUCCUGACUGGCGCCCCUCCGGGUCGCCCGCUGCCCCUUGUGUACUUGGUCGACGACGACACCAACCCGACUGUGCGCAUCACUGCCUUCCUUCUGCGGCGCCGGGCUGGCGGCUUUAUGGUCGCCCUUCCGAAUCUGGAACAAGUUUCGGAGCUUCUGGCAACGUUGUCUUUGAGCACCCCGGAUGCCCAGCUGUAUUCCACAGAAGCUGCCAUUGCCUGCGAGACGCCACGUCGGCGCCCAGUCGGCGAUGUCACUUUGCUGCUUGCAGAUAUACCUUGGGCUUGGCUUGGGCUCUUCAGGCGAGGGACGGCGAUGCGCAGCUCUCCUUUGCAACUGCUCUCCAUCAUGUCAGGCUCCACCGUGGUGCGGCCUGUUUUGGAGGCUGCCUUGGAAGCCGCCGAGGUAUGGAUUGCAAGCGCGAUGGGCGAGCCCGAGCUUCAGGAGUCCAUGGGAGAGUAUGCUACUGCUGCGGAACAGGCGGAGCACGAGGCCAACAAGGCAGAGGACGAGGGCGAGGGACCCGACGCCGAACUGGCCCGGCUCCGGGCCCAGGUCGCGGCUUUGGAACUGGCGGCGCAGACGCAGCCUCCACCUGCUGCUGGUGCUCGCUCUGCUCGGGCCACUGGCGCGCAGACCCGGCGAAGCGCUCGCGACUUGUUCCCCGAGGCAGGCGGCACUGGGCUGACUCCUGGCGACUUGGCCCGCUUACAAGAGGCAGCUGGAGCACCGUGGCAGCUUGAGUGCCAAAGGAAGCGCCGCGAGGGAUGCUUACGUUCGGUGUCGGCCCAGAUACGGAGGCUGGCGGCGAUGGAACUGGGCGAGUCUGUGGAGGAUCCGCCGGCGAGUUUGCUUCGCACCUACUUCGAACGACGGAGUCCAGUGGGCGACUUCCGAACGCUCGCUUUAGCAGCACGCCGGUCGCAGAACCACGAGAUGGAAUCAUGGUUCACCAGGCUGGCCCUUUUCGUCGACCAGGCCGCCACCGAAGGCGGGCGAACCCAGCUCGCUUGGUUGCUUGGGGGCCUGCCGGAACCUACCUGGACGACGAUGGUCCGGAAAAGGCAGGGGCUGAAGCCCUUCUCGAAAAUGUGUCCAUCGCUGUGGGCCAGCGCCAACAUCGCAUACCUCAAGGAGCUGGACUGGAUCGGUUCGCGCAUGGCGUCUCAGGCCGGCGGGGGACAGCAGAAGGACGAGGGCGACGCGGAUGCCGCUCCCUCAACGAAGCCGCCGCGGAGGGGACAGCUAACUUCUGAGAGGACUGCAUGUGAGACCGGUCGAGCGGAGCUCGGCCCGUCUAUAGCCGCCACCGGCGUGCCUUUGAAUUCAGAGUCGCUUUCUUUUGACCCGGCCGGGGCUGACCCCGCCGGUCCGCGGGCUGAGCCGAUGGGAGCUGCUGAUACCAAUGCGAUCUGUGGCCUGUUCCGAUGCCCGCCUGGGCUCGAUGGACGGCUCAUGCACAAUAUAGGGUGCCUUAACUGGCUUGCCUUGGGUUGCCCUAGUCGACCGCCCGACCGCGCUUGCGUCGGCACCGCCUUGACCGAAAGCCAGCGCGGCGUUCUUGAUACUUUGGAGCGGCACUGCUUGCAUUUCUUGCGUGCGGGGCGCUUCGCAUCUUCAACCUUGGGUCGCAGCUCUGAAAAAUUCGAUCUCUUGUUCGGCUUGGCCUUGGAACUGCCGCAGUGUGACUUAGCUCCCGCUUCGGAUGUGGACCGCAUGCUGAACCAAUUUGUUUCUGCGUUGCAUGCUGACUGGGACACGUACACUAGGCCCCGGCCCUUCCCUAAGGACCCGCCGUCCUCCCAAGAUGAUCCCUCUCAGGCCACUACGCGCGGAGAGGCGGCUCCUCGCCCUGCUUCGGGUUCGCUUGGGGUUUGUUCUUUGGGUUCCGGGGCCAGUUGCAAGAAGGUGGUUGCCGAUCGAAUCAAGUGGACGCUGCCUCCGUCUUUCAAUCCGAUGCCUUUCUUCUCGGAUGCCACCACCCGACGGGUUUACUUAGAUCCCAAUGCCCUUCGUUUGCCUGAGUCGCUCUGGCCCCGGCUUCCGCGAGCACAGGUGCACUGCUCUCGGGCCGAACUGCUGCGCUUGGCUGCGAAAUGGGACGCCUUCCAGGCCCUUCGGCUUGUUCCUUGUACCUCUGUCCCGUUCCAUGAAACGGUGGGUUGCUUCGGGGUUGCCAAGGAUUCUUCCUUUGAUAGGUUCAUCCUCAACCCGGUUGUGGCUAACUCCCGAACCCAGGGCCUCAGUAAGUUCACUAAGCUCCUUGCCCCGGGGGUGUUGCUGACCUCUGCCCACUUGCCUUCAGGGGAUCAUGUACUUAGGUUCAAUUGUGACGACCUUUCCGAAAUGUAUUAUACGUUCUCGGUGUCGCAGGCACGAGCUCAGAGGAAUACUUUGGGAGUUGCCUUUGAUCCUUCCGAACUUCAGCAGUUCAGCGUGUAUGAUCCUAUCGAGCACAACCAGCCUUGCUACCUUUCCCUAGGCACACUAGCGAUGGGAGAUUGUCAUGCGGUAGAAUUCGCACAGCAGUCACAUUUUAAUGUGCUAGGCUCGCUUGGAGGGUGUAUGCGACCGCAUGAAUAUGUCGCUUAUCGCCGCCCGGUGCCGCGAACUUCGUGCCUCGAAUUCCUUUCGAUAGAUGAUCACCUGACUGCUCAAGUGUGCUCACGCGCCCAAUUGAAGGGCUCUGCAGGGCUUCGGGACACAGCCAUCUUCGAGGGCGCUGAACGGGCUUAUCCUGCUGUGGGCUUGGUUCAACAUCCUAAGAAAAGGCAGCGCAACGUCACCACAGGGGUUUUUCUUGGAGCUGACGCCGACGGCAUUCAGGGCCUUGUUUCAGCCCCGCGGCAUCGGAUCGGCGUGCUCAUGCGCAUCACCGCGACCAUUGCUCGGAAAGGCUGCUGCUCUUCUGACCUUUUGUCUUCGGUGCUCGGCUUGUGGAUUCAUGUGCUGCUGUUUCGCAGGCCUGCUUUGGCUGUGCUCCAGGCCGUCUUCGAAGACGCCCGUCGGGAUCCACGAAACAGUGUACUGCCUUUGCAACGCGGGUCGAUCAAUGAGCUUUUCUGCUUGUGCGCUUUGGGCCCCUUACUGCAGACCGACCUUCGUGUCAAUUACCCCGGCACGCUUUUCUGCAUGGACGCUUCUCCCACUGGCGCAGGCCUGUGUGCGGCAUCUCUGCCCCCGGCCGUGCUCAAAGAACUUUGGCGCCAUGGUGAACAGAAGGGUUUUUACACUAAGCUUCUUGAACCCGCGAGCGCAUUGCUCGCUGAGCUUGAGCUUUCAGAUGAUCCGGGGAUUGACUUUGCACGGAAUGUUGGGGCCUGCGACUUCGGGGCCCGCCACUUUCUAAGAAAGUAUCUGUUCGCGAUCGACCCCACCUGGGACAAUGCCUGCUUGAACCUUGGCCUUCACCGCGUUCCUGACUCCCUUUCCUUGGCUGGCUUGCGCUUCGAAGACCUUGCUUCGGAUGAUGUUUUUCAUCAUUUACGGGGGCUGCUGACGAGCGGUGCCGUUUUCAACCUUCAUGUCUCGGCUCCAGCACUGUCCUUUGUUCCUCGUGGGCGCUGCCGCCUGCGUUCCUGUUCGUCUGCGGCGGCUUCGCACUGUCGCUCGGGUCUCCUUCGCCUUCACAAUCGCCUUGCCCGUCGCUUGUGCUUUCUCCUUUGCCUCGCUGCUUCCUCGGGUGUCUACUUCAGCGUGUCACAGCCUGCUGCGAGUUUACUCUUCCGGCUUCACUGCUUUCGGGGCCUUGUCGCUCUGGGUGGCGUUGUCACGCGCUUGUUCUGCUGUGACUUUGGCGCCCCCUACAAGCGGGCCUUGCUCUUCCUGCACAACAAGCCCUGGCGGCUUCUGCGGCUGGCCUCCUCCGGUGAUACUUGUGGCUGCCCUCCUGGAGCUAAGCACUUCCCGGUUCGUGGCACCUUUUCUGCGCCCUCUGUCGACGCUUUCUGUCGCGCUUGCAACCCGUCUGCCUCUGCGGUCUUCGGUUCUUCACCUGCGGUUGGCCAGUCGGUAUCCAGCUUCUGUGCGGCUUAUCCGGCUCCGCUUGCUCACCGGAUUGCUUCGGGCUCUGCUUUGGCCGCUUCUGGUUAUACGUUCCUCCGAUGCCCAUCGCUGCGUCUCGGGCUCUUUCACGACGACCCUGAAUGGAUCAGCGAGCUGGCUGACUGCCUCGACUUCCGCGAGCUUUUGAGGUACAAGUUUCGUAAGGGGGGCCACAUCAACAUCCUUGAGGCCCGUGCUUACAAAACCUGGAUCAAGUGGUGCUCCCGGCGGCUUCCUCACAGCCGCCUUCUCGGGCUCAUCGACAGCCGCGUUCUUCUUGGCGCGGCCGCCAAGGGCCGGCCUCCUCCUGCCCCUUCGAAAGCGUUCCCCGCCUGGCUCGCCGCGCUCGUCAAUGGUGUCCUCGGCCGUUGGGUGCGGUUCCUCUUGCUGUUGGCCGGUGACAUCGAGCGCAACCCCGGGCCUCCUUCCCGGCUUCCGCGUGGCAGUCUCGACUUGCAGUCCGGUUUCGCUACUUCCACUCGUCACAAGAUGACGAAGGCGCUCGAUGCUUUCAUCCUUUGGCUUACGGUUGAGUUCGGCCUGGGCUUCGACGCUGCCAUGUCGUCCUCGCAGUCUGCGGCCUGUGCCUUGCGUGCUUUCGACCGCUUUCCUCAGUACCGGUCGCACCUUUCACCGGCCUGGCAGAUCGACCGGAAGUGGCAGUUGGCUGAGCCGGGCGAGUGCCGCCCUUUGAUCUCCCAACCGAUUCUUCAAGCUGGCAUUGCGCUGGCCCUCUGUUGGGGUUGGUACGACUGGGCCGCUCUGACCUGUGUGGGUUUCCUCUGUAUGCUCCACCCGGCCGAAAUGAUCCCAUUGAUCCGGCAAGAUCUUGUGUUCCCUGAGGAUGCCCUGUCUCCGGACCCAGUUGCGUAUACGUGCACAUACGCAGCCCUAAGACGCAGCGGUUCGCGCGCCGCCAGCACGCUAGUCUGGAAGACCCUCUCGUGCUCCGCCUUCUUGAGGCGCUUUACUUCGACCUGCCUUUGGGUGCCCGUCUCUUUCGCGGCUCAUGUCUAUAGACGGCAGUGGAACUCCAUCAUGACUCGCCUCGGCGUGCCAUGCCAUCUCUCGGAGAAGGGCGAAGUGGUGGCGCAGCUUCUGCUCCAUCGCUUACUUGCUUGGUCACGAGAGCGAAUACGUGUGCUCUCGUCCUUCUCGCGGCCACUCUUCUUUGGUGCCGGUGCAAAGCACCCGGCAUGCGGGCCUGUCUGCCGCAUCGACCUGGAGGGACAUGCGCCUUGCCUUGGGUCAAAGCUGGGUUUCGAGGUGGCGGCAAGGGGCGCAGAAAGCCAGGAGACAGCUUCCUCCACUCACCGAAACUCGCAGAAGGAAGUCUCAACCUCAAAGGUCCACGACAUCGCCGGUCUCAAGCCGCCACAGUCGCCUGCAGACGUCCACUGCUGGGAGAGGCUGAAGCUCUUCCACAAGAAGAGGCACUCGCGAUGGCAGGUGGAAGCGACCGGCCACGUCAACCAUCUGCACGAGGACUGGGACGAUGUGUAUGUGAACAACUCCGGGACCACCACGCCCGUCAUGGACUUCGGCCCAGCUAUCCCCUUUGAAAGGCACUGCUCCGAGUCGCACCGCCUGGAGCGAACCUGUAGUAUUGACUCGGAGGGCAUCAUCCACAACCUGGAGGUUCUCUUGGCCGAAGUUUCAGGGGGGUCGCUUGCAGCACUGCUUGUGGACUUGGGCCUUGGAGAUGCAGAUUUUGCCGGCUUCGGGUUCAGUGCUUGGUUGAGGAUCAGGGGGGUUUGGCCGGUAGGUCGAUGUGCCAGCGAGAUGUUGAUCAACAAAGAGGAAGAACUCUGUUCUAUCUGCAUGGCAAAGAACUUAAUCCUCGUGAGCCCGAAUGUACGAUCACCAUAG